AUGAAUCAAAAUAGAAAUCAGGAAAGGGAUGAGUCUUAUCAGAAUGCUGUUCGCGUUGCACGUAAUUUUCAAAAUCGGCCUCCUGGUGCGGCUCAACCACAUCCGAAUCUUAAUCCUAAUUAUCAAAAUCCAAUUGAUCUUGUUAGGAAUUAUAACAGAGCUCGACAACAUCAGGAACCAGAAGAAAAUAUUUACGAGAGAUUGGACAACGACGACGACGACGACGAAGAAAACGAAGGUGAACAUAACGCUGAGGGUGGUCGUAACGAUAUUAUUAAUAAUCCAAAUAAUCAGAAUCCUACGGAUGAUCAUAUAUACGAGAGAAUUGACGAUCGAUCUUCUUGCCGUAAUAGAGCUUAUUCUCGUUUGAAAUAUCAAAUGUUGAAUUUGAUCUCUGGUGGUCAUUUCUUGAACGAGAUCGACUCGAGAAAUUUUAAUCAAUACGAUCAACCAAGACACGUUUAUUUAGAUUCAUCCAGAAUGGGCAAUCAAUUUUGUCAAAGCCGUUUAGGAAGACUCGGACGAAAUUGUUUUUCCAGCGAAAAUCUCGCUUAUGCUUCUACCAGACGAUCAGCUUAUCCUUUGGGUUACAAUUGUUCUUGUCCUUAUUGUAGACAUUUGGAUUCGAGAUAUGUCUGCCAUCAUUGUCAAAGUUUACAUAAUAGACUUCGUUAUCAAGAUACUACCAAUACUGCGAGACAGUAUAUAUAUCAGUUAUCUAGAAACUGCAAAUGUCCCUUUUGUCGUGGCGAUUAUGCAAAACUCUCAUCUGGUAAUAAUAGAUCAACCGAAUCAUCAUCUUCCAGAGGUAAAGAUUCUCACCAUAGAAGUCCUGCUGGUUGUGUUUGCCGAAAUAAGACAAUGCCUAGCUCGAGUUCAUCGAUGCAAGUUGGAAGAUAUGUCGAUUGGAUCAAUAGAAUUGGUUCAUCCGUUAAUAAUCCACUUUAUGCAACGAUUCACAUUGGUAGAAUUGAUCGAUCUUAUUCUGGUUCAGCACCCACUGGUAAUUCUGAUACUACAGCUGCUUCAACAUCAACAGGAGGAUCAACAGAUGCUGGUACUUCAGCGAAUAUCAGAUCGAUCUUUGCCUCGACCUCUUAUAAUCCUUCUACUUCAUCAGCUUCCGUUUGUCUCAUGAAUCGUUCAACGGAACGUCAACAUACGUGCGACGAUUCUUGUAUAAGAAAUCAGAAUCUAGCUAGGAUUUGUCAAUUUCUUGGUAGAUGUGAAAGAGCAGAGUGCAAUCAUAGUAGAUUGUCGGUUCAUUGGUGGUUCGUUAAUAGAUGGUUUAAUACUGAAAGAAAUGUUGACAAUGCUCCUCUCGAAGAAGAACCACGUGAGCGUCAAGAUAGUGAUAGUGACGAUUCUUAAAUAUUCUGUAAAUCUAUGAUUUUCAAUUUAUCUUACUUUUCUAUCGUAUUUCAUCUUCUUAAAUAUCACCGAUGAAUCUCUUUCUCCUAACGAAUGGUCUUUAUUAUCUCAAGUGUUCAUUUAUCACUCAUUUUCCAUUAUGUGUAAUGACAAUAGUUGUAGAGUUUCAGGUUGUGAUAUUUACUAGGAUAUAAUAUUUAAAUAAGUCUACUUCUGGGAUGUCAGUAGAGAGGUCGUUCGAUUGUAGAACUUUAGUUUACUAUUAUUUACUUUUCAUAUAUAUAUAUAUAUAUAUAUUUUUUUUUUUUGUUUUUUUUUAAAUACUAUAGUUUUGUAGCACCAACUUGUGUUAUAUAUAUAUAUAAAUAACUGGCGCAGUGUGUUGUAUAUUAAUAUAAUAAUAAUAAUGACGAUGGUAAUGAUAAUGAUAAUGAUAAUGAUAAUGAUAAUGAUAAUGAUAAAUAAUUGACAAUGUUCUCCGUUUGCUAUAUAGAUCAUAAUCUACCGAGUAGAAUCUAAUAAUGAUCGACAUCGGUGAACAUUAAAAUUUUCAGUCGUCUAGAAAUAUUAAUAGCCAUUUUUUAAGCUUGCUCGUAAGAUUAAACGACCUACUCGCUGCUUCCACGAUUAAAAUGAAAAAAACAAAAAAAAAAAAAAAGACAAAACAAAAAAAACAAAAAAAAGAAAAAAGGAAAAAGAAUCUCUACAUUUACAAAUGAUAAGACUUGAUGUUAUUAUGCUCAUAUAUAUUUAGAUAAAAGAUUAAUCAGUAUUUUUAAAAAUUGCCUUUGCAUAUUGCUCGAUCGAACCGAAUUCGAUGGAAAGUUUUCGAAUUUGCUAAAAAAGAAAAAAAGAAAACGGAAUCGUAUUUUACGUUUCUAUUUGAAGAAAAAAGGUGUAAAUAAUUUUUUGUAAUUCGAUCGUCGUUAUGGUAUUUAUCUAAAAAAGAAGAAAAAAACAACCAAAAAAAAAAAAAUAAAUAAAUAAAUAAAUAAAUAAAUGGAGUAAAGAAAGGAGAGCAUUGUAAAGGCAAAUAUUAUGAAACGUGUCGAUAAUUUGAUGAAUGAUUCUUAUACGCCAAUUAAUAUAAAUUAAGAUAAAAAUAAAAAGAUAAAAGAUCUCACGCUUAAGAAAUUAAAAGAACAAAAGAAAAAGAAAAGUAACAAAUUAAAUCGACUAAAAUAAUUGAGUUGAAUUAUAUCGAUUCUAUUCUAAAGAAUCCGAUUAAUUUUAACUCCAACGGUACAAGUUAAAUUCUUAAACGUAUUAUCUAUAUUUAUUUUUUGUAUUUCGGGGAAGAAGCAGAUGUUAUAUACAUAUAUCAACGUUGUGAUCAACGUCUAAUUAAUAAAGGAUCUUAUGAUAGAUAA
Vespa crabro (European hornet) is the source of this 2741-nucleotide messenger RNA. RefSeq lists its product as uncharacterized. The record is from RefSeq and is a predicted model, not a curated record. The coding region runs from base 1 to 1371 and encodes 456 amino acids. The transcript has a single exon. Lineage: Eukaryota; Metazoa; Arthropoda; Insecta; Hymenoptera; Vespidae.